Molecule: messenger RNA, 369 nt
Organism: Penicillium canescens
Lineage: Eukaryota; Fungi; Ascomycota; Eurotiomycetes; Eurotiales; Aspergillaceae
Exons: 2
Coding region: 1-369 (122 amino acids)
Source: RefSeq, a predicted model, not a curated record
AUGGAUAUUUAUGCGCGAAUCCAGUCAUGCCACCCACACGGUUCAAAUGACAUACCACUUCUUUUUCAAUUCAAAACGUACCUCACACCUUCGACUCUGUCCAACAACGACUCCUACUCGCUUAGACAUAAAUCCAAACUCGUCUUGGUAAAAUGGAACAUUGAUUUAGGAGCUCCCAAAGAUCAAGAACGCGCCACCGUAACCACCACUUUUAUCACUGAGCUGGAACCGAAGGUGGAUAUUGUUUUCCUGCAAGAUGUUUCAAAGGGGUCUUGCGGCAAAUUUUACUCGACAAUUGUAACCGUGAUUCGUGUAUUUCGAGCGAAUGUGAUGAUGGGGGAAGGAGUACACGCUCUUUCAGCACAAUAA